AAGCAUACUAAUAGUUGCUGCGCACUUGUGUUUUUAGCGUAGCUAGUCUAGCCUUCUAGCAGUAGUAGUGCCAUGAUGAAGUGUGCCCAAUAAAUAGCUUAAUUGUGUCACAACGAGGAAUCAAAUAGACAGGUUACAUUGUAUUCCGGGGAUCGUUGGUGUUCGAAUCGAACAUCAUUCUGAGAUGUUAUGUUUGUUUUAUUUCGCUGGCAGCUGGGCAUUCCACCAACUAGUCAGACGUUGUUUCGUGUUGUACUGACUGUAAAAGAGGACAGUGUGCGUCAGCAUUCAAGAUGGACACCGCCGAGGAAGGGGAUAUAUGCCGGGUCUGCCGGUCUGAAGGAACCCCGGACAAGCCACUAUAUCACCCGUGUGUUUGCACAGGAAGUAUAAAAUUCAUCCACCAAGAAUGCUUGGUACAAUGGCUAAAACACAGCAGAAAAGAAUACUGCGAGUUAUGCAAACACAGAUUUGCUUUUACGCCAAUCUAUUCUCCAGACAUGCCUUCCCGGCUGCCUGUCCAGGACAUAUUUGCGGGGUUGCUGACGAGUGUAGGCACAGCUAUUAGAUACUGGUUUCACUACACACUAGUGGCUUUUGCUUGGCUGGGAGUGGUUCCUCUCACAGCAUGUCGCAUCUACAAGUGUCUGUUUACCGGCUCUGUGAGCUCACUCCUCACCCUGCCAUUAGAUAUGCUUUCUACAGAGAACUUGCUGGCGGACUGCUUGCAGGGUUGUUUCGUGGUGACGUGUACACUCUGCGCCUUCAUCAGUCUGGUGUGGCUGCGGGAGCAGAUUGUUCAUGGUGGCGCCCCCCAGUGGCUGGAGCAGAAUCAACAGCAGCCUCAACAUGCACCAGCUCCACAACCUAAUGAGCAGGCCCCUGGUCCUGGGCAGGGGGCAGCUGAAAACCAGCCUGCUCCUGUUGCAGCUGAGCCCCCGGCGGACAAUGGUCCAGCGGCUGAGGUCCCCGACAUCCAGAUGGACCCGGCAGAGGACAUGGAGCUGGAGGACGAGGCUGGGGCUGAGGAUGUAGCGGAUGCCAACAAUGGAGCACAAGAUGACAUGAAUUGGAAUGCCCUGGAAUGGGACCGGGCAGCAGAGGAGCUGACAUGGGAGAGGAUGCUCGGUCUUGAUGGCUCCUUGGUUUUCCUGGAGCAUGUCUUCUGGGUGGUCUCACUAAACACACUCUUCAUUCUGGUGUUCGCUUUCUGCCCGUAUCAUAUUGGUCAUUUCACAGUUGUGGGACUUGGCUUUGAGGAAAAUGUGCGGGCUUCCCAUUUCGAAGGCCUCAUCACCACCAUCGUGGGCUACAUCCUCCUGGCCAUGCUAUUAAUACUGUGCCAUGGAUUGGCAGCGCUGGUGAGAUUUCAAAGAUCCAGACACCUUUUAGGAGUGUGCUACAUUGUUGUCAAGGUAUCCCUGCUGGUAGUCGUGGAGAUCGGUGUAUUCCCUCUCAUCUGUGGCUGGUGGCUCGACAUCUGCUCACUGGAGAUGUUUGAUGCCUCUCUGAAGGACAGAGAGCUGAGUUUUGACUCUGCUCCCGGCACCACCAUGUUCCUCCACUGGCUUGUAGGGAUGGUCUACGUCUUCUACUUUGCCUCGUUCAUCCUCUUACUGCGAGAGGUGCUGAGACCCGGUGUUUUAUGGUUUCUCAGAAACCUGAACGAUCCUGAUUUUAAUCCUGUUCAAGAAAUGAUUCACCUGCCAAUAUACAGACAUCUCAGAAGAUUCAUUUUAUCGGUGGUGGUGUUUGGCUCCAUAGUUUUGCUAAUGUUGUGGCUUCCCAUAAGGACGAUCAAACUCAUCCUCCCAGCCUUCCUCCCAUACAAUGUUAUGCUGUACAGUGAUGCUCCAGUCAGUGAGCUGUCUCUGGAGCUGCUGCUGCUGCAGGUGGUUCUGCCUGCGCUGCUGGAACAGGGUCACACACGCCAGUGGCUCAAAGGCCUGGUCAGAGCCUGGACCGUUACCGCCGGAUACCUGCUAGACCUCCACUCGUACCUGUUGGGUGACCAGGAGGAGAAUGACGAUGAUGCGGACCAGCAGGCCAAUAACAACCAGCAGAGGAGGAAUAACAACAACGCCAUCCCUGAGGGGCUGCACGCUGCCCACCAGGCUAUCCUCCAGCAGGGAGGUCCUGUGGGUGUCCAGCCCUACCACCGGCCCAUGAAGUUCACCUUUAGGAUUGUGCUCCUGAUCGUGUUCAUGUGUGUGACACUGCUGGUGGCCAGUCUGGCGUGCCUUACGUUGCCAGUAUUCACCGGCCGGUACCUGAUGUCCUUCUGGACGGGCAGCGCUAAGAUCCACGAGCUGUACACGGCAGCGUGCGGCCUAUACGUGUGCUGGCUGUCCAUCAGGGUCAUCACCGUGCUGCUGUCCUGGAUGCCCCAGGGCAGGAGGGCCAUUCUGCUCAAGGUCCAGGAGUGGACCCUCAUGGUAAUGCUCUGCAACACGAUCCUGAAGACAGUGGUCAUAGCUGUGUUGCUGGCUGGCGCCAUCCCUCUCCUGCUGGGCUUGCUGUUUGAGAUGGUCAUUGUAGCCCCUCUCAGGGUACCGCUGGACCAGACACCACUCUUCUACCCCUGGCAGGACUGGGCUCUCGGAGUGCUCCAUGCCAAAAUCAUCGCCGCCAUUACUCUGAUGGGUCCCCAGUGGUGGCUGAAAACAGUGAUCGAGCAGGUGUACGCUAACGGAAUUCGCAACAUCGAUCUCCAUUUCAUCAUCCGUAAGCUGGCUGCUCCGGUUAUCUGUGUGCUACUGGUGUCUCUCUGUGUGCCCUAUGUCAUCUCUGCUGGCAUCGUCCCCAUCGUAGCUCAGUAUUCCCCAGGAGUUACCAUGGAGAUGCAGAAUUUGGUGCAGAGGAGAAUCUACCCGUUCCUGCUCAUGGUCGUCAUGCUGCUGGGAAUCCUCUCAUUCCAAAUCCGUCAAUUUAAGCGCCUUUACGAACACAUUAAGAAUGACAAGUACCUGGUUGGACAGAGACUGGUGAACUAUGAACGCAAGGCGGCAGGCAGAAGCAGUACAGCCACACACAGCAGCUCUUCCCAGGAGUAGGCGCUGUUAACACCUGACCUGAGAACAGCCUCUGGCUGUGUAGCGCCUCUCCUCCACCGCCUCUCUUUUGAUGUCUCUUCACAUUCAUGACUCAAGCGCUCGCCUCUCACCAUGCCUUAUUUCACUCCCUGCUCGCAAGCACGACCGGAGAAAGGAGUGUGUUUUACUAAAAAGAUUAAAAGGCAAAAUUACCUUAAACUGGAUUUUGUUAAUUAAAUCUAGAUGUCAUGUUAUUCUGUUCCUGUUAGGUGUAGAUGAGUUCCUGUUGUUAGGCCUGGGUGGACUACUACAGCAUUUGACCAGGAGGAGGCAGAGUCCUGAGAGGCCUCUGUACGGCUCCAUGGGGUAAUCCCAUUAGAACACAUGACGGAGGCUCCGCUUUAGAGGAGUGAUUAGCGUGAGACAAGGCAGAAGAACUUUGGGAUCAGUUUUUGUAGUUUUUAUUUAUUAGUUUGGAUUUUCCUUUUUAAUGGGUUUAGUAUUACAGUGUGUAGGUGAGAGGUUAUCUGCAAGAAAGAAAAGUUCCUACUGGACUGGGUGAUUUACUCUUUCUGCAGCAGGGUUCAAAGCCAGGAAAUACCGAUUCAUGCAUUUCGGUUCACUGUCUGACUGACUGGCCACAGAGGAGCUGAUGAGUGUUUUCAGGCUUCCCUGAAUAGCCUUAUCCUGGCUUGAUGGUCUCCUGUCUCAGGCUGGAGUUAUUAAUGAAAUCCCAGCUAGCCAGCUAUUUGUAUCAUGUAGCUCCAAUAUUUGGUUUCAUUUGAGAGAACCCUAAAAGGCAGUCUCUGCUUUUUAGUUAGAAGUUACAAGAUUGUAACUGUGUGCUCAUGAUAUCUGUGUAAUUUCUGCUCUACAUUUCUUGCUACACCUGUUGUACAGAGUAACAUAGGUUGUUACAUAUGCAUGAAUAUCAGUCUGCACUUUAGCUUUAACAUAGUGGCAGUCAUUCAUAAACCAUUUUAGUGAAAUCAAGUCAGUAUUUCAAUGUGGUGGUGAUGACACAAUACAGUUAAGUAUGAUUUGCUUGACAGGAGUUUUGGAUCAGGUUUGACACUUUUUUUUUUUUUUGUCUGUGUUAAUGAGAUUGGUGCGAUGUUUGUAAAUAAAGCAUUUCUAUGCUUAUGGAUUGUUUACCAUGGCAACAAAACCUAUUUUCUUCAUUUCAAUGUGUAAAAUUGGCUGUGUCAGUUGCAGGUUUAAGACUGUAUUUCUGACUGUUUUAGAGGGUAUUAAAUGCUGAUAUUUUAUGUGACCAUAUAGUAUCUUAACUUUACAAAACUGGGUACUCUCGUUAGCCUGUUAUCCGGACCAAUUUUUUUUUUAGCAAAUACCCUAUUUUUAUAUGUGCGUAUUGUGUAGGUCUUUUGUCUGCUUCUUGUUGUUUUUCUGAGUGGUUAAGUGUGUAUUGGUCAUCUUAAUAAAUGGCUACUUUCUUUCCUCACAGAAUGUCACCUUAAACUGUUUGUCAUAUUCACAAGUUUCAGUCAAAUUGGACUCUGAAGAGAUCAAAUCGGAGGUCCAAGCAAAAGCCAGUAGGCACAUGACAGUCCGGGAAUUUAAUAGGUAAAACGCAAUGGAUGUGAAUAGCAUAAAAUACAUCCUCUGUUGUAUCAUGAAAGUCAGCCUUGCUCAAUCACCUCUCCCUAUAGCAUGUGUGGUUGUUGGGGAGACUGGUUAUAUAACAUCCCUACAGUACAUGGGAGAAUACACAUUUUUAUUUUAUUAAAAACAACAUUGUACGUUA
Messenger RNA from Salmo salar (Atlantic salmon), 4797 nucleotides. Its product is annotated as E3 ubiquitin-protein ligase MARCHF6. Lineage: Eukaryota; Metazoa; Chordata; Actinopteri; Salmoniformes; Salmonidae. Gene Ontology annotation, cellular component: endoplasmic reticulum membrane. Gene Ontology annotation, biological process: ERAD pathway. The record is from RefSeq and is a predicted model, not a curated record. Gene Ontology annotation, molecular function: zinc ion binding.